Molecule: messenger RNA, 1011 nt
Organism: Benincasa hispida (wax gourd)
Lineage: Eukaryota; Viridiplantae; Streptophyta; Magnoliopsida; Cucurbitales; Cucurbitaceae
Source: RefSeq, a predicted model, not a curated record
UAUGAAAUAAUUUUUUUAACUAAUUGUGGUUUGUGCAAGAACAGCCUCCGAAAAUCUAUUUUUCCAAAGCCACAAUAGUAUCAAAGGGCUGUUCUUGCAGUUUGUUCGUUGUUGCUAGUCAAAUCUCUGCUCACAACUCCCGUUAAUGUCCUUUUGCUCUCGUCUUCUUCACUAAUCCCAAAUCCCACUAUGGCAAUUGCAGCACUCACCUGCAAUUCGACUCCAAACUCUCUCACUCAUCGAUCCAUCAGAAGGAGAAAUGGCAUCUUAUUCAUGGCGAUUCCCACUUGCAGAAGCAUCAGUUCGAGAUCACUGUCGCUACCCGAGCUCGUCUUCAAGAUCCCACGCUGUUCUUCCAAGCGCAGAAGAAACCCCAUUUGCCCUCCACUCAAAUCCGUCUCCCCUGUGAUGGAAUGGCAGAAUUGCACGGCUAAGAUGGAAGUUGAUAUACCUGCCUCGGUUGCCUAUAAAUGCUACUCAGAUCGUGAAGCUAUUCCGAAAUGGAUGCCAUUCAUUUCAUCUGUGAAGGUAUUGGAAGAUAACCCUACAUUAUCACGGUGGUCACUAAAAUAUAAUGCUUUUGGUCAAGAUAUCGAGUUCUCCUGGCUUGCUCGAAACUUACAGCCGACCCCUAAUCAAAAAAUCCAUUGGCGGUCUCUUGAAGGUCUUCCAAACAGAGGUGUUGUACGAUUUUAUCCAAAGGGCCCCUCGUCUUGCCUUGUAGAAUUGACAGUCUCCUAUGAAGUUCCUCCUCUUCUGUCUCCAGUGGCCUCUGCGCUGCAGCCUUUGCUUGAGAGAUUACUUCAACGAGGCCUUAAAAGCUUUGCCAUGUUUGCCAAGAAAUACCAAACGUCUUGAAGACUGAAAUUAUUGUUAUAUGGGUAUCAUACAUUACUAAUUUUUUUCCAAAUACUCUUAUUGACAAAUGUAAAAUCUUGAACAGAAUCAUUUGUUUUACUAAAGAAUUUCAUUUAGUCUACAAAAAUACGCUGAGCCCAGCUAAUUUAUUGA